AUGGCUCACCAUGAUGAGAAGGACGACUAUGCUCGCCACCUGGAACAGAACGACUCCUCGUCAGACAAAGACAAAGAGCUCCAGCAUGGAGGCCGAGAUGGAGGCAUCGACGUUGCCCGAGUCCUCGAGGAAGAUGCUUCUGCUCCUGCUUCUGGUCCCGAGGAGAAGGACGAUAAGGAGACACGAAGGGUCAUGAGAAAGAUCGAUUUCAGACUUUUGCCUUGCUUGGCUGUCAUAUAUGCAUUUGCUCUAAUCGACCGUGUGAAUCUACCGAACGCACGAAUCGCCGGCAUGGACGAGGACCUGCAGCUGUCUGUCGGGAACCGCUACUCGUUGGUUACCAUGAUUUUCUUCGUGCCGUACGUCAUCUUCCAGUUUCCUGCGAACAUCGUUAUUCGCAGACUCGGUGCAGCAUUAUGGCUCUCGUCCCUCGUCAUCGCCUGGGGUGCCGUUACGAUCGGCAUGGGUUUCACUACUCACUGGACGCAAUUGCUGGGAUGCCGAGUCCUUCUCGGCGUCCUAGAGGCGGGCUACUUCCCUGGUUGCGUCUUUCUCCUGAGUUGCUGUUCAGAAACGUUUUUCCGCCUUCUACCUCCUGGCCCUUCUGGCUCCGGCUCAAGCAGUAUCCUCGCCUGGGGCUUGUCCGAGAUGAAGGGAAUCGCAAAUCUCAAUGGUUGGCAGUGGAUCUUCGCCAUCGAAGGCGCAAUCACUUGCGUCCUAGGAUUUGUGGGAUACAUGUUCAUCGUCGACUUCCCGGACAAGGCAACGAAACCGAACAUCGUCACGCGAAAGUCAUUCCUGACCGAAGCGGAAGCAACGAUUGUGAUUAAUCGCAUUCAGAGGGACCGAGGCGAUGCUGUUGUUGACAAGUUGACUGUGCCGCUGAUUCUGAGCCACUUGAGGGACUGGAAAAUCUGGGAGUUUGCAUGGCUUUACUUCCUCAACAACAUCGUGACCUACUCCUUCGGCUUUUUCCUCCCCAUCAUCCUCCGCAACGACAUGGGCUACUCCGUUGCGCUCUCCCAAAUUCUUGCCUUCCCACCAUACGUCGUUGCAACCGUGUGGAUGUUCACCACGGCCUGGCUUGCCGACCAUUACCGCAAGCGCGGCAUCAUCAUCAUUUGGAAUGCCAGUACUGCUGUAGUCGGCGUUUCCAUGAUGGGGUUCUCGACGAAUCCAGCGACACGUUAUGCGGGAGUCUUUCUCGGUGUGUGUGGUGCCAACAGUAACGUGCCGAGUCUGCUGAGCUAUAUGCAUAACAAUAUCGUGGGUCAGAUGAAGAGAAGUGUGGCUAGUGCAUUAUUGAUCGGCGGCGGAGCCUGUGGUGGUAUUGCGGCGGCGAACAUCUUCCGCCAGCAGGACGCGCCGAAAUAUCUGCCAGCAAUGUCAGUCGUUAUAGCGACCCAGGCUCUCACGGUGCUGCAUGUCCUCAAGAAUUUUGUCGUCUACUCGCGGAGGAACAGGAAGGCAGACCGUGGGGAGAUUGUACUUGAGGGCCAGGUCGGCUUUCGGCAAACAUUGUGA
Messenger RNA from Cyphellophora attinorum, 1524 nucleotides. Its product is annotated as putative transporter. Gene Ontology annotation, cellular component: membrane. Gene Ontology annotation, molecular function: transmembrane transporter activity. Gene Ontology annotation, biological process: transmembrane transport. The record is from RefSeq and is a predicted model, not a curated record. The transcript is spliced from 6 exons. The coding region runs from base 1 to 1524 and encodes 507 amino acids. Lineage: Eukaryota; Fungi; Ascomycota; Eurotiomycetes; Chaetothyriales; Cyphellophoraceae.